ACGGAUUCCUUGGGCCCCCCAAAAAGGAGACAAGAACAGAGCGUUGUCUAAAAUUGCCGUCACUAACUGAACUCUUACUCUUCUUGACUUCUUCUUUUCGCUCGUAUACUCAACACCUAUCUUGAGCUAGGAGCCAACCCCUGCACGAUACCAUAAGGCCCUACAGGAAUCGCUCACUCAACGAGACAGUGAAUGCCAAAUAGCUCGCGGAAAUCCCCAAAAGCAAGCAUUUCUACCACAGAGACUAUUGGAAAGUCUCCUCUCAGACCGUGAUUUCGUACUAACGAGUCAAGGAUAGUCUAUCUACUCUAUUCUGGCUCGCUAAUACUAUCGCGGACGGGCACGAUGGAAGGGACCCUGCCGUCUCUGGACGACCUCAUACCGGAGAUCGCCAUAGGUCCUAGAGGAAAGGACCCAGCCCUUACGCUCCCGCAAAUCAUCAACUUUCUGAGCGACGAAGACAACCGGAGGCGCCCAAAGUUCAACGAGGAGCUUCAGAGCAUAUCCAAAUACCUGGAAGCGGCUAACCAGGACCGCCUCUCAGGCGAGCUUGGCUACGAUGACCCGGACACCGGCGCCCAGUUGGUAGACGCCUUCUUCCUAGUCAACGUUCACCGGAAUUUCCAAAGAUGGACCGACGAGCCAACCCGCUGGUCAACAGAUGGGCUGCCUGGCCAGCCUACUGCUGAUCGCCUUCCUACCUAUCCAAGCCAAUUUCCGAUGCCGCCUCGCGACAGGUCGCGGUACAAGCAGAAGCGAAUCCACCUUGCGCCUCGUACCCACGACAGUUUUGUGAAUGUUUUCUACCCUAUAUCAAACAUCAAAACCGAGGGCCACUCUGAAUUUUCGUAUUUUCAAGUCGCCGAGGAGUUGGCCUUUCAGGACGUCAUAAACCCUGGUUCCAUGAUAAAGCCGCCCUACAACGGCUUCGAGUUGGAUAAUGUUGAGUACGGGGAAUGCAUGCGGCGCGGAAUCGAGGGCACGGCCGCCAGAGCGCCCGAGACGCUGGCGGGUGAUAUGACCAUCAGCCCGGGAAACCCCGGGUUGACCGGGCCAACGGAUGAAAAGAACCAGGAAAUGGUCGAUCUAUAUACUGCGUUGGGGUGGCAGCGUGCCGCGCUUCAACAAUGCCUGAAUGCGUUCACCAGUCACGAGAAUAGGGUCGUCAAUACCCCCUGGACUCGAGUGGUGCUUCCGUUCAAGGAGCCUGUGCCGAUACCUAGAGAUGUAAUCUAUCACAACCGAACCAUUCACCCGGACAAGGUCAAGGACGAGAUCAAGAAACCGUUCCCCUGGGUCUCAGCGUAUUCCGAAUACUCGGAACUUCUGCAUGUCUUGGCCGGUUGGCAGCGCCGUCAGUACAACAUUGAGAACUGGUCCGACUUCCGGAGAUCUGCGCUACCCCCGAACUUCGUCGGCCCCUACAACUACAAGGGCUUGUCUAUUUACGAGGACUAUUGGUUAGAGAUAGGCUCAUACCUCGAGCGACUUCGCGCGCUCCUGGUCGACUCGUACGGGACGGCUCCUCGGCCCUUCCUGCUGGCCAUCCUACGAGAUAUCGAGGCUGGGCUUAACUGGAAGAAGACAGAUCGGCAGUCUCGUGUGAAAUACGCUCGCGCGGAUAUCUUGAAAAUACGGGGGAUCGAUAUAGGUUACAGUGAUCCUAGUGCUAUCAAGUUGGUCGAUGAAUACGAUGCUCUGUGGCUGCGAUUUCUCUGCGAGCCCUCAAUCACGAACGAGAUGGCUGAUCCCGAAAAGCGCAUCCGGGACAAUGCCGAGAUACUCUUCGACGCUCGCCUCCAGGACUUCUUUAACAACCCUGCUGCGUCCGGUAGCCCGGGGAUCGCUGGAUUAGAUGUUUUUGAGUCCAUGGGGGGGAGGUGGAGGCAGGAGAGGGAUAGGACCCGGCCGUCUCUUCGGACCGUGCUAGAUUAUAUCAACGGCGGCCGAGGCAACGCGAGACUACACCAGAACAAGACGUAUCAGUUUAGCGAGCAACAGGCUAGACAAUUCCUCGAACACCUGCAAGGCCUUGGACGAUGCGUUGUCGAGAAACGAGACGGGGUCAUAUAUGUCGGCCGGCCAGAGUAUAACAUCCACCCCGAGAAUCGCAUUCGCUGGCGCGCCGAAGACGCACAGGACUUCCUCAGCAUUAGCGGUGGUAAAAGAGCUUUCAUUGUCAAGUCUUUGGUAGAGCUGUAUGGGACGAGCCAGCCGGGCGAGUCCACGAGGGAUCGCUUCAGAUUCGCCUUGGACCAUCUCGGAGACAGUGCAGUUGGCGAGAAGCUCGCAUCUCUCGCAUCGUCGACGGCGGCUAACAGCAGAGAUGAGAUGAAAAAUUACCUGAAUAGUAUAAUCCAGAGGGAGUACGACUGGGUCCAAGGCCCGCUUAAAGGGUUUGGGAUAGACGUGGAGCGCCAGACGCCUCUGUGGGAGGACCUGGCUGAUUGGGACAGGUUGGGAGCGGAACAACGCCGAAGAGGGGGCGCACUUCCGGUUGCCGAUGUGACGGUCCAGUUCCUCCGCAAUCUUGCCUAUAGGAUGGGGUACACCAUGUCGCACGUGGAGGACAUCAAGAAUCGACUCCGGUAUAGACACGCGAUCAGGGGACGAGUCGCCUGGUGGAAACCAGUCUCCCGACCCGCACUGGAGCAGGGGCUGGACCACUGGUUCAAGUCGAUCCAGUACGGAACGGGCCCAGUGGAAUUCAAGAUGCCGAGUAUCGGCAAGAUCGUUGAUAAGCUGGACCCGAAGCGGACCCUUCGCGACCAGCACCCAGGCCAAGACGCCUUCGGGACCAUCCGAGAGGGUAUCAUCAACGACUGCGUCGAGAACCGCAGCACUCUGUACCCCAGCCAGACAAGGGUCUUCGAAGACUCUUCCGGCUACUUCAAAGACAUCGACGACUACCAACCCGCCAAACUCUACGUAGGUCUUAAGCGGCCGAGCCUGUUCAGCUGGGCCAGCAGCGCGCAGCGGCGGUACCAGGCGCCGUACACCCGCAAAUCGUACUUCAACAUGAGGCGUUGGCCGCUGUACCACCAGACACCGGAGCGACAAGAGAUAAUCAAGAACAGGCGGGACGAAGUCGUGCGGGACGACCCGAGCGACCCGGCACAGAAAUACGGCAUCCUGACGUCGAGGUUGCCGGUACAUGUGGACCGGCCGGCGCGUCCACAGCCGCCUGGACGACGGGGUCCUGAGCCGGAGCAUCCCCCCGAUCCUUUCGCUGGCUUCACGCAGGAGGACUUCGAGGGAACGGGCGUCGAGCUUCCCGAUCCGUCGAGGGUGAAAUUCGUCCCGUACACCCGGCCGACGUCGCGCUUUAUCCCGGGACCAGCUGUCUUCCCCAUGGCCGAGACGCUCCUGCAGCAGAUCGCGCUCAGCCAGCAGCUGGAGGAAGCGCUCUACCCCCAGCCCGAGCUGGGCUGGCUGCAGUGGCUCGCGAAGCUCUACCGGAGGUGGACCGAGUACCCGGCGCCGCGGAUCCCGCUGCUGCCGCCCGCGUCGCCGUCCGAGAUCCCGCGGAGCAACCCCAAGAAGCGCAAGAUCCCGGCCGACUACUGGCUCGACGAGGAGAGCCUCCAGCCGGCCGUCAAGAAGGCUAACACCCGCCAGACGAGGCCGCGGCCUACGAGGCGGCCCUGGCGCCAACCUGACGAGGCCCGGCCCAGGAGCCCUAGAAGGAGGCCCCCGCCCCCGCCGGCCGGCCUGUUUGGCGCCCCUAGCGGCAAGGUGCCCCCCCCAGCGCGCCCCGCCCCGAGGUUCCAGCCGAGAUUCGCCCCGACGAUGAGCGGCGCCUUGGGCGCGAGCAGCCGCGUCACCGAGAUCGAAGACUCGGGAGAAGACGCGUCCGAGUCUGGGGUCUCGCCUUCGGACUGGGAGGAGGACGAGGAAGAGGAGUACGAGGAGGAGGAGUACGAAGAGGAGGAGGAGGAGGAGGAAGUCGAGGAGCCAGUCGCAGUAAGCAGCGGCAGCGAGUACGAGCUGGAGAAAGACGAGCCGUCGGAGCCGGAGCCGGCGCCGCCGCCGCCGUACCGGGUCCUGACGGCGGAGGAGCAGCUGGCGCGGUCGUUCCCGCGCGGGUGGCGGGGCAUCGACGUGGGGCCCGGGUUCGACGGGCUGCUGCGGGCGAUCGAGACGAGCUGGCGGGCGCAGAAGCCGCACCUGGAGCCGGCGCCGACGCAGGCGGCGCUGCGGGCGGCGUUCCGCCACCCGCAGUGCGGCGGCGGCAACGUCGACAAGGACGUCAAGUUCUUCAACCCGUGGCAAGUCGUCCUGAGCCAGGGCAACGCCGCCCUCACCUUCUGGGCCGCCGUCGAUCAGGACGGCCCUGCCGCCGUCCCCAGGAAGGCCCCCCUCCGCGUCCAGCUCGGCUGCGUCUUCGACGACGAGGAGCUGCCCAACGAUAACGGCCCCCCGCUCCUGCUCCCCUCGCCCUUCGGCGAGGAGGCCGGCGUCGAUGUCAUCUGGGUCCUGUCCAAGGGCUUCGGCAAGUUCCAGGCCCUCGGGCAGAACUAGUUGGCUAGUUGUCAGGUGUUAGGAGGGGCGUAUUUUAUCGUCGAGUGCUGUGUUUCUUAGGGGUCGUGUAGCUAGGAAUUGAUACCACCCCCAUCGCAUCUCCUGUCUCUCCCUCUUUCUCUGUCUCUCGCUGGCUUCAUCUAUGGGUUACUUUUUUUCUGUGUAGUCGCAUCUGUCUUGAACGUGGUGGGAGAGCGCGGUCGUUGAUUACUUUC
Durotheca rogersii is the source of this 4736-nucleotide messenger RNA. RefSeq lists its product as uncharacterized. Lineage: Eukaryota; Fungi; Ascomycota; Sordariomycetes; Xylariales; Xylariaceae. The record is from RefSeq and is a predicted model, not a curated record. The coding region runs from base 346 to 4521 and encodes 1391 amino acids. The transcript is spliced from 3 exons.